GGAGGGCGGGGAGAAAGCGGAGGGAGGGAGCGAGCGAGCGAGGGGGGCAAGUGGGGGACCAGCACCAGCACCAUGAGACGGCGAGCUGGCCUGGGGGGCAGCAUGAGGUCAGUCGUGGGCUUCUUGUCCCAGAGGGGCUUGCAGGGAGACCCUCUGCUCACCCAGGACUUUCAGCGGAGGCGCCUGCGAGGCUGUAGAAACCUCUACAAGAAGGAUCUGCUGGGCCACUUCGGUUGUGUCAAUGCCAUUGAAUUCUCCAACAAUGGAGGCCAAUGGCUGGUCUCAGGUGGAGAUGAUCGUCGAGUUCUGCUCUGGCAUAUGGAACAAGCAAUCCACUCUAGGGUCAAGCCUGUUCAACUGAAAGGAGAACAUCACUCUAAUAUCUUCUGCCUGGCUUUUAAUAGUGGUAACACCAGAGUCUUUUCUGGAGGUAACGAUGAACAGGUUUUGCUUCAUGAUGUCCAAAGUGGUGAAACUUUGGAUGUGUUUGCCCAUGAAGAUGCAGUCUAUGGACUGUCAGUGAGUCCAGUUGAUGAUAAUGUUUUUGCAAGCUCAUCUGAUGAUGGUCGAGUUCUCAUUUGGGAUAUCAGAGAGUCUUCUCAGGGAGAGCCCUUUUGCUUGGCAAAUUAUCCUUCUGCCUUUCAUAGUGUGAUGUUCAAUCCAGUAGAACCCAGAUUACUGGCCACUGCCAACUCAAAAGAAGGCGUAGGACUUUGGGACAUUAGAAAACCUCAAAGUUCCCUGCUCCGGUAUGGUGGGAAUCUAUCACUACAGAGUGCCAUGAGUGUGCGGUUUAACAGCAAUGGAACACAGCUGCUUGCUCUCAGGCGUCGGUUGCCACCAGUCCUUUAUGACAUCCAUUCCCGUCUGCCUGUCUUCCAGUUUGACAACCAGGGUUAUUUUAAUUCUUGUACCAUGAAAAGCUGCUGUUUUGCAGGAGAUCGUGAUCAGUACAUUCUCUCGGGGUCUGAUGACUUCAAUUUAUACAUGUGGAGAAUUCCUCCAGAUCCUGAAGCUGGUGGGAUUGGCAGAGUGGUUAAUGGGGCCUUUAUGGUGCUGAAAGGUCACCGUUCGAUUGUGAACCAAGUCCGAUUUAACCCCCAUACCUACAUGAUCUGCUCCUCAGGUGUGGAAAAAAUUAUAAAGAUUUGGAGCCCUUAUCGACAACCUGGUUGUACGGGAGAUCUUGAUGGUAAAAUUGAAGAUGAUUCACGUUGUCUCUAUACACAUGAGGAGUACAUUAAUCUUGUAUUGAACAGUGGCAGUGGCCUGUCUCAUGAUUAUGCCAAUCAGUCAGUCCAAGAGGACCCACGAAUGAUGGCCUUCUUUGAUUCCUUGGUCCGUCGGGAAAUUGAGGGGUGGAGUUCUGACUCCGACAGUGACCUCAGUGAAAGCACUAUCCUGCAGUUCCAUGCUGGAGUAAGUGAACGCUCAGGCUAUAGUGAAUCUGAGUCCUCUACUUCUCUCCGUCAUUCCCCACCUCAUAUGACAGAAGAAUCUGAUGAACCUGCCUAUAACUUGGGAACUUUGAGAUCCACUGAAUCUCCAUCACCCAGAGAAGCUGUGGCUUCUCGUCAGCAACGGUUAUCUGCACUUAGGAGAUAUCAAGACAGACGCCUCCUAGCCCUUUCCAAUGAGUCUGACUCUGAUGAAAACACCUGUGAGACUGAGCUGGAUGCUGAUCUUUUCCCAAGACCAAGGUCCCCUAGUCCUGAAGAGAAUGAUUCAAGCAGCUCCAGCAGUAGCAGCAGCACAGAAGAUGAUGAGGAAUUGAAUGAGCGACGUGCCUUAACCAGGCAGCGCAAUGCUCUGAGACGUAGACAAAGACAGAAGCCACAAAAGGAAGAAAGGACUAAUGCAAAUGCAGGAAACACAAGUACCUAUAUAGGUGAAGACCUUUAUGAUUAUCCGCAAAUCAAAGUGGAUGAUCUCUCCCCUUCUCCAGCUUCAUCCCCUGAAAGAAGUGCUGGAAAUACAGAGGUCCGUAAAGAGAAGAUUUUUCCUUGCUCAGAGAAUGAAUCGGUAGAUAGGAAGAUCUAUAAAGCUUUUCGUUGGCUUCAUUAUUCUUACAUGUCUUAUACAGCUAAUAAAGAUGGUGAAUCUUCAUGUGGAGGUGGAGAAAGUGAGGGAAGACCAGGAACUAGUAGAAAAGCUCUUAGCAGUCAAGAUUCUGCUGCUGCUGAAAACCAUAACAAAGACAUUUUCAAGGAUCGUAACCCAGCAGAAACUUCUAGAAACAUUCAAGACCGUGAAUGUGAUAAUCAACGACCAGUGGAAGAUCAGGAAACCCUAGCCCAAGAUACUGGGAGUAGUGGGUCUGUAGAUCAUUCUUUUGAAGCUAAGAAGCUCAAUGGAAAAGCCAUUUGCAAGGAAAGAGUUAGUUGCAUUGAGGAGUCAUGCAAUCAACCUACAGGAUUUGUGGAACAGAAAAAUAACCAGAAUUGUCAAACAACAUCCAGCCAUAACCCACUGGCUGUUUCUAAGGAUUCAUUUUCUACUCCUGCCAAUGGUAAUGGAUCUGGAAAUUUCUCUAGAAACCAAACGGAUGACAGUGAGGAUAGGAACAUUGAUAAUUCCUGUACAAACUACAAUAAUGGCCACUUACACUCUCGUUCUCCUUACCUUAAUAAUGGACAGAGUUUUGUAGAGCAGGAAGCUCAAGGAAGACAAUUACACUUAAGUGUUGAUAAAGGCAGCUUUGUGCAGACAUGCACAUCAUUGCGCAAGGAAUGUUGCCUAUCUGCAACAGACUCUUCCAGUCACAGCAUGAGCAUGAAAGAGGAGGUUGCUGAAUUGCAUCCCGCAGACAGUGAUGGCUCACAAAACCAUGGACGACAGAAAAGGCACAGAGCAGAGUUUGAAGAUACAGAUUCUGAGAGGUCUUCCUCAGAAAAGAAGUUGAAAACACACACAGUCUGGUUCUGAAAUGUUGCAUUUCCAACUCUUCAUUCCAUUCUUCAGUGGGUCUAUUUUAAAUUGACAGGGGCUAUGUUGUAUAAAAAUCUAAUCAACUUCUUUAAAAUAAGACUGAGUAUAGUGUACCCUUACAAGGUUUUGCUCAAGUAAACACUGAUUCAGACAGUUGACUUUUUCUUGUGUGAUGUGUGGUGUUUGUUCAGCUAGCUACUUAAAGUAGCUAUUGUACAUUUUAUUCUCCUAAAAAUAAUUCUUAGCGUGUUGAUACUGUGGGGUGUUUUUUAGUCUGAGUUGAAUGAUAGGCAAAUGACAUCCUACAAAUGAUGCUUUUUGGAGUGUGGUUUCUGUUUAAGAAAACAGACAAAUUUGGAUGCAGCCUUUAAAACCUCUCAUGCUUCUGAAAUCUUAAGGAAGAAUUUAGUUUCGAAGCAACCUCAUGGUUUAUGUAUGUGAAGUAACAUCAACAGCUGUUAUGUGCUUGUAAUCCAUUGCUCAUACAUGAGGCAGGGAAUGGUUUUAUUUGAACUAGAGACUGUUAAGGUAGCAUCCAUAAUGAUCUUUCUUUUUUCUCUCAAACUAACUUUCUCCCAUCAUAUAGUAACAAUAGUAACCAUGUUGAAUGGGUUGGGAAGUAGAUUCACUUCCAGUUGAAAUUUGUUGAGAUGUGAUCCUAAAUGGGAAUUGUACUUCUUUUGCUUCCCCCAGACUAUGAUCUAAUUACAAAAUGACUUGUAUCUGUGAUAUUAAUGGCAGAGUCUAGAGAAGAUGGUUAGUCAGAUCAGAGGAGGAGAAAGAUGCAUAAUGGUGUGCCUAACAGAGUGUGAACUGAUUCUUGAGAUCUGAUUCUUUUUUUCCUUCAUUUUUUUAAAAGAACUGGUCUUAUUCGGAACAGUUGCCUGACUUUAGACACCCUCGUUUUACAGUCCUGCACUAUAUUACAAACAGUGCAGAUUGAUGUAUGGUUUCCAAUUAAACAAAUAUUUUUGUGUGUAUGGGCUAUCUUUGUGUUUUAUAGCAACUUAAAGUGGAUAUAUUUUUUAUAAUAGUUGUAUACUGAAGGGAAGACAUCUGGUAAAUUCUUCUGGGACACCAAUUAAAUAGUUUUCUUUGCCAGUCAGUUUUUACAUGUUACCUGCCUGUUAAUUAUGCUGGCUGGUACAAUCAUAUUCAGAUGAGUGGAAGACAGUUGUGUGUUUCCCAAGAUACUGUUGGCAUGCGCAGUUCACUUUUGGACGGGGUACUUGCCCCUUCAGUCUGAAAACUGCCCCUGCCAAAAUAGGUAUUCACCCUGUUAUGCAUUGCUGUUAGUGAAAGGUAGGAAUAACUUCAGUAAGAAUCCUAUUUCCACAUGCCCUAUAUUUACACAUCUAUUGAAUUUAUCUUUGGUCUAUAUCUUUGAAUAUAUUGAACCAUUUUGGAAAAGACACCUGUGUAAUUUUUUAAGGCACUGAGCCCAUCAACAGAUUCAGAGCUAUUGGUCAUGUUUUUAUUGCCAAAAAAACACAAUGAAUACGUCUCAAUUUACUUGCACAGAAGCUUGUGUAGAAUUGCAAGGCCCAGUUGAUUCACAGGAUAUGUAGUGUUCUGAGAAUUAUGCUAUACUAAGUUAACCACUGAAGAAUUAGCACUGAAGUGAAAAUAACAUGUUCUUAUUCACAAAGGUCAGAGGUAGCCAAAUUUUGGGGCCACCAGCAUAUGUGGAAUUUAAAAAGCAUUUUGUGGAGGCUGUCACAAAAUGACAAGCACGGGAGAAAUAUGCCUAUACUGAAAAUAGUUCCUGUGGUGGAUAUAGCAGCCAUAAUACAUGCAUUUAAUAAAUAUAAAUUUAAUAAAUAUAUCUGCUUACGAGAAGACAACAGAUGAGAUUGAUCCCUACCACCCCAUCUAAAAUGCUCUCUACUAAUCCAGCUUUUUUCUUUUGGUAUAGCAAUCAUACUGACAAAUGAAAUACCACAUUCCAGGCACUCAUCAUUUUCACCUUUCAAGCCUGCCUGUAAGGCUUAUGGUGUAAGGGUGGGGAGGACAAAGAGAAGCAUUCUUGGAGAUAAAGCUGGUGUUCUUGGAUGGCACUUUGAACUGCAGCAUGCUUUUUUCAAUUUAUUUCGUAAUAAAAAUAUAUUUUAAAAUUAGGAGAAAUGGGAGCCCUGGUGACCAGAAGGGAAGAUCCCAGGAGUAGAUUGGUGCCUAUAAGCUCUAUUCUACCUACUCCCCACAUAGGAACUUUCUAGAUUGCUGGAUCGUUGCUAUGAACCUAAGCCAAGGAAUGUUACCAAGAUAAAAUGAGAUGCCAAAUGUUCCAUGUAUGUAUUGAAGUUACUGUGCUAAGAAUGGGAAUAAAAAUGAUAAUUUGUUGGACCUUUGAAACUGAAUUAAAAAGGAAGUGCUUCUGCA
Molecule: messenger RNA, 5307 nt
Organism: Python bivittatus (Burmese python)
Lineage: Eukaryota; Metazoa; Chordata; Lepidosauria; Squamata; Pythonidae
Gene: DCAF5
Product: DDB1 and CUL4 associated factor 5
Biological process (GO): negative regulation of fatty acid biosynthetic process
Cellular component (GO): cytoplasm; Cul4-RING E3 ubiquitin ligase complex
Molecular function (GO): protein binding
Source: RefSeq, a predicted model, not a curated record